AUGAAGAGCCCGGCCGUGGUGGGUGUGCUGUGCACCGACUCGCAGGGGCUCAACCUGGGCUGCAGAGGAACCCUGUCAGACGAGCACGCUGGCAUCAUCUCGGUGCUGGCCCAGCAGGCAGCCAAGCUCACCUCCGACCCCACUGACACGCCCGUGGUGUGCCUGGAGUCAGACAACGGGAACAUCAUGAUCCAGAAGCACGACAGCAUCACCGUGGCAGUGCACAAGCUGCUGUCCUGAGGCUGGGCCAGCAGUUCCCAGCUCUGCUCUCAGCUCCUCCUCCCUGCACAGCUGCCCUCCCCUGUGCUCCGGCUCCCUUUGGAGCUCCACACCUGCCAUGAAGCCUCUCCCUCCCCUCUUGGCAGCUCCCUGGGUCUCCAGCUCUCAUUUUAGCACUUGUGCUGCUGAGGAUGAACCGUGGUCACUCCCCGAGCCCCUGUAAAGAGCAGAUCCURUCAGCUGUAUCUGGGGGGCCUCAUUUGUUGGAUAAAUCAAUAAAUGACCUUUAAAAACCUU
This is a messenger RNA of Malurus melanocephalus (red-backed fairy wren), 516 nucleotides long. It is a transcript of the gene LAMTOR5, whose product is annotated as late endosomal/lysosomal adaptor, MAPK and MTOR activator 5. The transcript has 3 exons. Gene Ontology annotation, molecular function: guanyl-nucleotide exchange factor activity. Lineage: Eukaryota; Metazoa; Chordata; Aves; Passeriformes; Maluridae. Gene Ontology annotation, cellular component: Ragulator complex; lysosome; cytoplasm. Bases 1 to 240 code for a protein of 79 amino acids. The record is from RefSeq and is a predicted model, not a curated record. Gene Ontology annotation, biological process: positive regulation of TORC1 signaling; cellular response to amino acid stimulus.